AUGCUCGUGGAUGAUCAUUUCAUUCCAGAAGAAAAAAGUACAAACGGAGUAACCGUGGCUCUCAUCAACACAAAUAGUGGAGAACGGGCGGCGGCGGAUUUUGUACACAAACAGCUGAUAGCCAAUCUUGGUAAAGAGAAUGUAUUUGAUCUAUUCCCUACUGGAGGACCUGCGAUAGAAGAAGCAAAGGAGUUUCUCACUCAACAAAAGCCAGCAAUUGUUAUUGUGGCUGGCGGUGAUGGUACCGUAUCACUUGCAUUAGAUAUCAUGGAUGAUCUCCGCAAGGAAAACAAAAUACCAAAUGAUUCUGGAUUUGCAGCUGUAAUACCAAUGGGAACAGGGAAUGAUCUCAGUCGUACACUCGGGUUUGGUGGGGGAUAUGUAAAGCCAAUAACACAACCAGAGGAAAAGUUUAAAAAACGUCUCAGUCUCAUACAGGCCUCAAAGAAGGUAAAAAUGGACAGAUGGUCCGUGGUAAUACAAAAGACAGCCUCACCUCUUACUCGUGAUGAGAAAAUGGUGAAUGAGGAACAACAAAACAAUUAUUCCACGAAUGAAGAGAACCCUGUCCAACGAUAUGCCAUGUUAAAUUACUUUUCAAUAGGAUUUGAUGCCGCCAUUGUUUCCCAAUUUAGUACCUUUCGAGAUGAUCAUCCAGAACUCUGUCAACAACGCUCUGUAAACAAGAUCUGGUAUGGUUGCUUUGGUUGUACCACCAUGUGCACCUCCGAUCCACUUCCCAAACACCGCAUGCAUUUACAAGUCGAUGGUGUUUCUGUUCCCAUUCCCAGCGGCGCCAAGGCACUUGUGGUUGCCAAUGUAACUACAUACGCCGGUGGUGCGGUUUUGUGGAAAGAUGAACGGGCUCGAUUUGCACGGCCCAGUGUGGCUGAUGGAAUGGUAGAGAUCAGUGUCCUUUAUGGUGUUUGGCAUGCCGCUGGUGUGCACACAGGUGUGCGGAAUGCGAGAAAAAUUGCACAGGGACACGAUGUGCACAUCAUUGCACCUGCAAGCCACGCCCUGCAGUGCGAUGGUGAACCCAUCAAGCGAGUGGGUGCGUCGACGGAGUCUGUGGAGGUGCGCAUCACACAACUCUCCACAACACUGGUCAUGCAGUGUGAAGAAAAGGAAGAAGAUCACUUACGAGAGCUGUGA
Molecule: messenger RNA, 1155 nt
Organism: Trypanosoma theileri
Lineage: Eukaryota; Euglenozoa; Kinetoplastea; Trypanosomatida; Trypanosomatidae
Product: diacylglycerol kinase-like protein
Exons: 1
Coding region: 1-1155 (384 amino acids)
Molecular function (GO): ATP-dependent diacylglycerol kinase activity
Source: RefSeq, a predicted model, not a curated record